CCCGGCAGCAGCGGCGGCGGCCACAGCAGCCUCCGCGGCGGCCGCGGCAGGUCUGGCAGCGCUGGCGGCGGGUGAGGGGCUCGCGUCGGCGGCGGCGACGGCGACGGCGGCGCGCGGGCAGCUUCGAGGAAGAAAGAAGCCUGCAGCAUCCACCUAUGAAGUCGGUGCCGACAGUCCUGAAUAGUACUUGUGGAUGGUGUAGCUGCCAGGCUGCUUCUGCCGAGCAUCUGAAAUGAACCUCUCCUAUUGAUUGUUUUGAUUGGCCCAGAGCCAGGAGUACUGGAUUCACCUGACUUCAGGAUAAAAAGAAAACAGUCUUGGUUGUCAUCAUAAACAUAUGAACCAGUGUGAUGGUGAAAUGAGAUGAGGCUCCGAAAUGGAACUGUAGCCACUGUUUUAGCAUUUAUCACUUCGUUCCUUACUUUAUCUUGGUAUACUACAUGGCAGAAUGGGAAAGAAAAACUGAUUGCUUAUCAACGAGAAUUUCUUGCUUUAAAAGAACGUCUCCGAAUAGCUGAACACAGAAUCUCUCAGCGGUCUUCCGAACUCAAUGCCAUUGUACAGCAGUUCAAGCGUGUAGGAGCAGAAACAAACAGAAGUAAGGAUACGGUGAAUAAAUUUUCAGAUGGUACCCUAAAGCUCUUGAGGGAGUUAACAAGCAAAAAGUCUCUUCAGGUGCCAAGUAUUUAUUAUCAUUUGCCUCAUUUAUUACAAAAUGAAGGAAGCCUUCAACCUGUUGUGCAGAUUGGUAAUGGAAGAACAGGAGUUUCAAUAGUAAUGGGAGUUCCCACAGUGAAGAGAGAAGUUAAAUCUUACCUCAUAGAAACUCUUCAUUCCCUUAUUGAUAAUCUGUAUCCUGAAGAGAAGUUGGACUGUGUUAUAGUAGUCUUCAUAGGAGAGACAGAUAUUGAUUAUGUAAAUGGUGUUGUAGCCAACCUGGAGAAAGAAUUUUCUAAAGAAAUCAGUUCUGGCUUGGUGGAAAUAAUAUCACCUCCUGAAAGCUAUUAUCCUGACUUGACAAACUUAAAGGAGACAUUUGGAGAUUCUAAAGAAAGAAUAAGAUGGAGAACAAAGCAAAACCUCGAUUAUUGUUUUCUAAUGAUGUAUGCUCAGGAAAAGGGCACAUAUUACAUCCAGCUUGAAGAUGAUAUUAUUGUCAAACAGAAUUACUUUAACACCAUAAAAAAUUUUGCACUUCAACUUUCUUCUGAGGAAUGGAUGAUACUUGAGUUCUCCCAGCUGGGCUUCAUUGGUAAAAUGUUUCAAGCGCCAGACCUCACUCUAAUUGUGGAAUUCAUAUUUAUGUUCUAUAAGGAGAAACCCAUUGAUUGGCUCUUGGACCAUAUUCUGUGGGUGAAAGUCUGCAACCCUGAAAAAGAUGCAAAACAUUGUGAUCGACAGAAAGCAAAUCUGCGGAUCCGCUUCAGACCUUCCCUUUUCCAACAUGUGGGUCUGCAUUCUUCACUAACAGGAAAAAUUCAGAAACUCACGGAUAAAGAUUACAUGAAACCAUUACUUCUUAAAAUCCAUGUAAACCCCCCUGCAGAGGUAUCUACUUCUCUGAAGGUCUACCAAGGACAUACACUGGAGAAAACUUAUAUGGGGGAGGAUUUCUUCUGGGCUAUAACUCCAGUAGCUGGAGACUACAUCCUGUUUAAAUUUGACAAGCCAGUCAGUGUGGAAAGUUAUUUGUUCCAUAGUGGCAACCAGGAACAUCCAGGGGAUAUUCUGCUCAACACAACUGUAGAAGUUUUGCCUUUGAAGAGUGAAGGUUUGGAAAUCAGCAAAGAAACCAAAGACAAACGAUUAGAAGAUGGUUAUUUCAGAAUAGGGAAAUUUGAGAAUGGUGUUGCAGAAGGAAUGGUGGAUCCCAACCUAAACCCCAUCUCAGCAUUCCGACUUUCAGUUAUUCAGAAUUCUGCUGUUUGGGCCAUUCUUAAUGAGAUUCAUAUUAAAAAAGUCACAAACUGACUAUCUCCUAAGAAACCAACGCAUUUUUUCCCUUUGAAUUUGUUGAUUAAAGAUGGCUGAGCAUGUACCUUUUUUUGGUAACUUGAAUUCUACCUCUUGUGAAAUCUACUGUAGAUAAGAUGAUUGUCAUUUCCACUUGGAAAAUGAAUCUUCCAUGGAUAAUUGUAUUCAUUCAAACCUAAGCUGUCCUCCAGUUUUAACUUGACUCAGACAUUUUACAGUUAUGACAGCCUGUUAAUAUGACUUGUACUAUUUUGGUAUUAUACUAAUACAUAAGAGUUGUACAUAUUGUUACAUUCCUUAAAAUUUGAGAAAAAUUAAUGUUAAAUACAUUUUAUGAAGGGGGGUACUUUUGAAGUUCAUUUAUUUUACUAUUAUAGACCCUCUUUUAUAGAUUAUCAGGGAUUAUAUAUAUAUAUAUAUAUAUAUAUAUAUAUAUAUACACACACACACACACACACACACACAAAUAUACAUAAAAUGCUACGGAGUUAAUUUAUUAGAAACACUUAAGAAGUACAUAUUUUUGUGCAGUAAAUUUUUGAAUCAAUACUUUUUUUGAAAACCAGUUACCUUGUUUUAAGUUCUUUCUAUAUUUUUCUUUGGAAAUGCAAACAUUACAAGUUAAUGCCAUUUUUCAAAUGCACUGCCAUUUAAGAAUGAUUCUAGAUUGAUUUCCUAACUGAAGUACUUUUAUAAUCACAGUGAUUCUGAACAAAAUAUUUUCAAAGGCAUUUCUCAUUCCUUAAAGCCAAGAUUUUAAAGACCAAUGUCCUUCUUGAGGGUUAUUUUACUAUACUAUGUAUGGUGUAUAGCUACAAAAAAUCAGUCUGAUAAAUUUUAAUGUGCGGGGGUGAUGCAUUUCAACCCAAAUUAUCAUAGACUGAAGUCAUUACAUUUCCUUUGAUAUGUAAAAUGACACACUCUUCUCUUUUAAUCUUUGUCUUUAAUCCAUGAAUUAGAGGCAUUUUCUCUUUCCUUGAUGCUUUUAUAUCUGCACUCACUCCGUGAGUUCUGACAAAAUGUUUUCUAGGUAAUGCUAUUGUAUGAGUCACAAUUGGUUGAAUUUUAAAGAAAAACAAAAUUGUAAUGUUGGUUUUUUGGUGAAAGGUAUUGUAACAGUUGUAUGUUUUUCCAAAAUAAUUUAUUCUACUGCAUUAUAAACUUGUAAGUAAAUUUACAUCUGAAGAGUAUUUAUUGCUCUUAAACAUGCAAUUCCAAAUGAUAUCACUACUAUAAACAAAACUAUUAUCAGCCUUAGCAAUCGGUGAUCUUUACAAAAGUCUUUCACUUUUACAAAAUUAUGAAUUAUCAACAUCAGUUCCCAACCAGCCUGGUGUCCUCAGGUGGGUUGCAGGCGGUUACAGGUGUGCAGAGCUUGAAUCUCCUGAGCUUUCAGAGUAGCCAGUGGCUGAGGCCUCUGGCAGCUGGAGGUUCUAGCUGGUUGCCUUUAGCCUGGAGGAGCGUCACCUGGUUAUCCAGCAGGCUGAACAAGCAGCUUCCAGACAGCCUCGUUUGCUGUGCAGGGUUAUGCAGUGAAAAAGGUUGGGAAACACUGAUAGGGUACAAUUAUUUCCAUUACUCCAUAUUUGAAUAAUUCUUAGUUACUUUUCUUGAUUAAAAAGUUACGUGUUGCCAACAAUGAUUUCUUUAUGUCCGAGUCCAGUUAAAAAUUUUUCUUGAGGUUUUUAGAUUUUACUUUUUAUUUUCUUUAAUUUACGCUUUAUUUCCUUCUCAAAUCUCCUUGGCCCAGCGCCUAACGGGGAAAUGUCACUGCAAAAGCAUAAACCUUUCAUUACAGAAUUGCGGCACCAGCUUCACAUACUAAAUUACUGCUGUAACAAAUAAGUAUCAGGAGAUAAAAAUCUGGAGGAAUCCCCUUGUUUCCCUGCUUCCCAAGUAGCUAACUCUGAUUUGAGGAAGAAAGGCCAAGCUCUGAGAGUCUAGGGAGGUGACAGUAAUUGCAGCUCCUGGCCAUCUGUUGGGGCGUCUCCGUCUUGAGACUGAGCCUUACCCAGCCAGCUUUGUCCUGUUUCUGUGCUCAGUCUCCCCUCCCAGGCUUAGCUCAUCCCUCCUGUUCCUGAGACUUUCAGCCAAAUCUUAUCCAUCUUUCAAGGACUCUCCUGUGUACUCCUUCCUCCCCAUGGAUUUGUUACCAGUGCCUCGCUGAGUCCAGAACAGUGCCUGACACGUGGCAGGGGCCCAAGCAGCGUCUGGGGAAAGGGACCAACUGUUCCAGCCCACACUCCUCUUUUUCUUAACUCUCUUUACCUACUGUCCUUGCCACACACUCACACACACACUCAGCUGUCUAGUUUGUUUGUGGCGAGUGUGUGUGCACAUACACGUAAUGACUCUGGCCAGAUGUCAGGCUCCUGCAGGCAAGCCUGUAAGUCAUGCUUCCUAGCUUCCUCUGCUGCACAGGUGCUCACGGACCCUCGUGUCAGCUGUGCUCUCCUUUUCCCCAGUUUCCACUAGACAAUUAGAAGCAGCCGGGCUUGCCUCAAGCAAGCGAUUAUAGUGGUUGCCCUUAAGAGUCAUGUUAGGGACUAAAGUAUUGGGAAAGAAGAUGAGGGGACCUGGAAUGAGAGAAAGUACAUACUUGACCUUGAGUGGACACUGAACCACUUUUACCCAGAGUGGUGGGGAAAAGUACAAAUGGCGCGACUAAUUUUAUUUUUAUGUAUGUAUACGGCAUGAUGCCUCUGGAGCUGCACUGUCCUCUACAGUAGCUACUGGACACAGGGUGGCUAUUUAAGUUUAAAUUAAUAAAACAUUCAGCUCCUCAGUCACACUAGCUCCCUAUGGCUAGUGGCCACUGGGUUAAACAGCACAGAUAUAGAACAUCUCCGUCAUCACAGAAAAUUCUGCAGCACAGCACUGUGUCAAGAGUGCUAAUAUGAACGUUGUAGAAUCCAGAAUAAUGAAUUCCCAUCAUGAGGCUAAAAGCAGACAUGCAGAAUAUAUCGUAGUGCAAAUGAUGAUGAGUAUUUCGGGUGAGAAGAGAAGGUUGAGGACCUACUUCCAGGAUUCUAAGAUCCAGUUUCUAAGUUCUUUAAGUCUCAUGCAUCCUUUACAGCAUUCACUGUCCCUACUAUGUAGUCCCAAAAGAGUGACAACUUGAGGAUGAGGUUCCAAAGCAUGUGUGAUUGACAAGCUUUGGAAAAUGUGAAUGCACAUGGAUUUAGCACACAGCCUCUAGACAUGUAUGUGAAGGUUAAUUCAGCUGUUGGAGAUGUCUUUGAACAAGCUUUUUAAGUCAGUUGCAUUAGUAAAUAAUUAGAAGGUGUUAUUUUAAAAACUUCAGCAACGCUAUGGAGGCUUCUUUUAAAUAUGUCAUAAUAAUGAAAAAAGUUGUCUUCCAGCAAUGCCGCCCUCAAAGACAAGUGUGGUUAUAUGGAAACAGCAUGUUUGGAGGGAUUGCUCUAAUUAAUAGCAGUGAAUGUUUGUAGCAGCCAGAAUUCCAUGGAUGACCUCUCCCCCCCCAAUGACUUUGUAUAUCCUAACCCUUUGAGUAUGUGUGGAACCUGUGAGUAUGAUCCAUAAUUAUGUUGUACAGCAAAAAGAUUAUCUGGGGACAGCUAAUCUAAUCAGGCGAGCCCUUUAAAAGCAGAGUUUUCUCAGGCUGUCAGCCGAAGUCAGAUUCAAAGCAGGACUUGCGGCACCACGGCUGGUUUAAGAUGGAGGCGGCCACAUGAGAAGGAAUGCAGAUGGUCUUAAGGAGCUGAGAGGCCCCAGCUGACAGCCAAGAGAAUGGAAACUGCAGUCCUGCAGCCACAGGAACUGAACUCAGCCACCAACUGGAAGGAGUGUGCAGGUGGACUCUCCUCCAGCAGCUAAGAGCUCAGCCCCACCAACACCGGAUUCCGGCCAUGUGAAUCUCUAAGCAGAGAGCUCAGUCCUGCCUGCCUGGACUUCUGGCCUACAGAGCUGUGAGAUAAUAAACGGGUGUUGUUUUACGCUUUUAAAUUUGCCGUGAUUUUAUGCAGCAAUGGAAAAUGAAUACGAUAUUUAAAAGAGGUGAAGCGGAGAAGGCUUCCUGCUUGAUUCCCUCUGGUAUGUUGGGUAUUUCUUGAUAAACUUAUGAAUAAAGUCUUGCACUAGCAGAUCAUAUACACAGGCCUCAUCUGGGAUUCUCUCCCAGAGACCUCAGUUAAUCCUCUUUGGAAGGUGUUGGCAAAAACUUGCAGCACCUUUGUAGCGUUUCAUGAAGGAACCGCUAGCAUGAGAUUGCAGGAGCGGGAUCCAGUGAGUAAGGAAUCUUUUUCCUGGAAUAGGUGUCACUUUAUGUUGAUUUAGGCUGCUCUGAGCCUGUCAGUUAUUUAAGAAUGAGGAACAGUGGUAUUUUAAGUAAGAUAUUAAGAGAAAAAAAAAAUUGAUGCCUUUAUGUAGAGACCAAAUAAUCUACUCUGUAUUGAAGGACUUUUUUUUUAACCAAAAUUUAUAGUCUAAGCACAGAUCAAAUUCUAUACGUGCUGACCAAAUUUUUGUACUUAGGGAAUACUUUUCAAAAUACUUCUCUGCUUCUAAGACAUUAAUUGCUAAUGAAGUUUAAUUUUGGUUUGUCCAUUACUUUUUGUGCUUCUUUUACUAUACUGCUAUAGCCUUGAUAUAAGAAAAGUUGAGCUAAAAGAAAGAAAAUGAGAGGCUAACAUUAUCGAAAGGUCAGAAAUUUGAGUCAUAAUCAUAUCUGAGGACCUAAGGGAACUUUGACAUCUGAUCUCUUUAAAGAAAAGGAAACUUUUCAAAGCUAUGUAGCAGUGUUUAUAGUGUAUGAAAUUUAGUUUGAUAGUUGUAAAUUAUUAAUCUUAACAGAUAUAUGCCAUGAUAACUAACAUGCUUACUUUAUUUCUUCAAUGCAUGUGAACCUACAGUGCUGAAGAGCCCACUACUACAGUAUUACUAAAAAAAAAAAACAACAACAAA
Balaenoptera acutorostrata (minke whale) is the source of this 6897-nucleotide messenger RNA. It is a transcript of the gene MGAT4A, whose product is annotated as alpha-1,3-mannosyl-glycoprotein 4-beta-N-acetylglucosaminyltransferase A. Lineage: Eukaryota; Metazoa; Chordata; Mammalia; Artiodactyla; Balaenopteridae. Gene Ontology annotation, molecular function: acetylglucosaminyltransferase activity. The transcript has 16 exons. Gene Ontology annotation, cellular component: Golgi stack; endoplasmic reticulum; endoplasmic reticulum-Golgi intermediate compartment. Gene Ontology annotation, biological process: protein N-linked glycosylation. The coding region runs from base 364 to 1971 and encodes 535 amino acids. The record is from RefSeq and is a predicted model, not a curated record.